AACCCUAACGGACAAUGGAGAAAAGGAAAACAAACUUUUCCGAAGAAGAACGCGCCGUGCUCCUGGAGCUUGUUUCGCGCCAUCGCAGCGUGGUCGAGAACAAGAAAACGGACGCUGUAUCCGUCAGUCGAAAACGGGAGUCAUGGAAAAAAAUCGAGGACGAGUUCAACUGCCGCCAUAGCGUGACGCCGCGGACGUGGGGCCAACUUAAAAAGUGUUGGGAAAACCUCAAAGACAAGUGGCGCAGGUGUAACGCGCAAGACAUGCGGGAGCGGUUUUCUACAGGUGGCGGUACACCCUCACCUAGCCAAGCGACCGACGAGCUACAGCAAGUCGGAGCUAUAGCGUCACACAUGGCAGUUCGACUGUCCAAUCUAUUCGACAGCGACCGCAGCGGACAUCACGCUGUGCCAGGCGAAUCGCAGUCAUGCCAAACCCAGUGCACACCUGCUGUCGUUACACUACUGUCGCAGACGCAGAACGGGUCUCUAGGUAGUCAAGACGCGGCUGAUGAGCCCGACUACUGGUCAUGGGAUGAUGCUGGAAGGCCACAAGCAGAACCUGAAACGAAUGCUGCCCCAUUACCGACCACCACAGAGAGCCGAGAGCUCGUUCACGGUACAGCAAGCCCAGAUGCUGUUGUGACAGAGCCAGGUGCUGCCGCAACUUCAAGCGGUCCUGUGCCAGCUGGAACAAGACGCCCCGCGACAAGCAGCAGCCAGAGACAGACGGCGGUCGCCCUUGAACUGGCUGCCCGCCUCAGUGCCAUCAAGGAUGACCGUGAAGAAAAAAAAAAGGAACAUUUAUUGAAAACGAAAUACAUGCGCCUCGAGCACAAAUACAAAUCUUUGCAUAGGCGAGCUGAACAUGAGCAAACUAUGCAGCUUCUUCGGCUUAAAGAAGCCAACCAAAAAACAAAAGCAGAAAUUCUAAAGCUUCAGCUAGAAGCUUUGAAGAAAAAGUAAACGCCUUUGUUAUUGCUGUGA
Molecule: messenger RNA, 986 nt
Organism: Dermacentor andersoni
Lineage: Eukaryota; Metazoa; Arthropoda; Arachnida; Ixodida; Ixodidae
Source: RefSeq, a predicted model, not a curated record